Plasmodium adleri (nom. inval.) is the source of this 327-nucleotide messenger RNA. RefSeq names its product conserved Plasmodium protein, unknown function. The coding region runs from base 1 to 327 and encodes 108 amino acids. NCBI's taxonomy places the organism in Eukaryota, Apicomplexa, Aconoidasida, Haemosporida, Plasmodiidae. The record is from RefSeq and is a predicted model, not a curated record. The transcript has 4 exons.
AUGUGUUCCCUUAAGUAUUUCAUAUUUUCCCUAAUAUGGAUAUUUCUAUACAAUGAAAAUGUAAAGGAUAAUUCUUUUUUAAUGAAUCAUAAAAGAGAAUAUAAUGUUCCCAACGGACGUAUUUUAAGAUUGGAUACUCCUGAACCUUGGGGGGACUCCGAAACAUAUGAAGUCGUAACUAAAGAUAAGCAUGGCAAUUUAAUUACUACUGUUUUUAAUAAAAAUGCUGAAGCAUUAUAUUUUUAUAUAAAUAAAAAAAAACCAAAAGAAAAGAAUUCAAGCAAAGCAAAAAAUUCAAAAAUGAGAAAAAAAGGAAAGAAUAAUUAA